GCGCGCUUGGGGCGGGCCCGGGCGGUGAGGGCCCUCCCCCUUGCAGCUCGGCGGCCAACGCCUUCGCCUCAGGCUGACUGGAGCAGUGCAGGUUCACCGACUCCUGGCGGGCGCCGGCGGGGAGGCGGUGCCCUCUCCCGCCAGCAAAUUUCUCCACAGGCCUUGGCCUCGACAGGUGCCUGCCGUGGACGCAUUCCUACCUGGGCCGUGUCUCUCUCUCUCUGGAGACUUCGCGCCUUAUGGUUGGGGACAGAGUGAGGUCGUUGCCUUGACGACAGCAUGAGGCCCGUGGUCCUCCUAAGAGCAAUCUUGUGGCGGGCCGAGGUCCCUUUGCCCCUCUGCCUGCCUCACCCAGGACCCGCGCCCGUGACCACGGAGGAAAUCGCGGCAGCCUUGGGAUCGCUGGCGUGUUAGUCAGCAUCCUUCAGACCUGGGAGCGAGAUGCGUGUCGCCUCGAAAUUGUUUCCAAGUUGAAAACCUUUGGGUCUCUCCAUGCGAAAGGGUUUUGAAGAAACACAAAAAAAAGCUCUUGCUGGUUUUAAAUUAAAAUGGAAAAAUAUGAGAACCUAGGAUUGGUUGGAGAAGGAAGUUAUGGAAUGGUGAUGAAGUGUAGGAAUAAAGAUAGUGGAAGAAUUGUGGCCAUCAAGAAGUUCUUAGAAAGUGAUGAUGACAAAAUGGUUAAAAAAAUUGCAAUGCGAGAAAUCAAGUUACUAAAGCAACUGAGGCAUGAAAAUUUGGUGAAUUUGUUGGAAGUGUGUAAGAAAAAAAAACGAUGGUACCUAGUCUUUGAAUUUGUUGACCACACAGUUCUUGAUGACUUGGAGCUCUUUCCAAAUGGACUAGACAACAAAGUAGUUCAAAAGUAUUUGUUUCAGAUUAUUAAUGGAAUUGGAUUCUGUCACAGUCACAAUAUCAUACACAGAGAUAUAAAGCCAGAGAAUAUAUUAGUCUCCCAGUCUGGUGUUGUCAAGUUAUGUGAUUUUGGAUUUGCACGAACACUGGCAGCUCCUGGCGAGGUGUAUACUGAUUAUGUGGCCACCCGAUGGUACAGAGCUCCAGAGCUAUUGGUUGGUGAUGUCAAGUAUGGCAAGGCUGUUGAUGUAUGGGCUAUUGGUUGUUUGGUAACUGAAAUGCUCGUGGGGGAACCUCUAUUUCCUGGAGAUUCUGAUAUUGAUCAGCUGUAUCAUAUUAUGAUGUGUUUAGGUAAUCUAAUUCCAAGACAUCAGGAGCUGUUCUAUAAAAAUCCUGUGUUUGCUGGAGUAAGAUUGCCCGAAAUCAAGGAAAUAGAACCUCUUGAAAGACGUUAUCCUAAGCUCUCUGAUGUGGUGAUAGAUUUAGCAAAGAAAUGCUUACAUACUGACCCAGACAAAAGGCCCUUUUGUGCUGAGCUCCUACACCAUGAUUUUUUUCAAAUGGAUGGAUUUGCUGAGAGGUUUUCUCAGGAACUACAGUUAAAAGUACAGAAAGAUGCCAGAAUUAUUUCUUUAUCUAAAAAAUCCCAAAACAGAAAGAAGGAAAAGGAAAAAGAUGAUUCCGUAGGUGAAGAAAGAAAAACACUUGUAGUACAGGAUACUAAUGCUGAUCCUAAAAUUAAGGAUUAUAAAGUAUUUAAAACAAAAGGACCAAAAAUUGAUGGACAAAAAGUUGAAAAAGGCAGUAAAACGUCAAAUGCCAGCUGUCUACAUGACAAUGGGGCAGGCUAUGUCAAAACAGUGCCUUCAACAAGCCUCAGAGACUGCAGCAAUGUCAACGUGGAUCACACAAGGAAUCCAGGCAUGGCAAUUCCCCCACUCACGCACAAUCUUUCUGCAGUUGUUCCUGGUAUUAAUUCUGGAAUGGGGACCAUAUCAGCAGUUCAGAGUUACAGAGUGGAUGAGAAAACUAAGAAGUAUUGUAUUCCAUUUGUUAAACAGAAUAAAUAUUCCCCAUCAGGCAUUUAUAAUAUUAAUGCGAACACAUCAGUUUCUAGUGAAAAGAGUCUCCUUCAGGCAAAUAAGAAAAGAAGAGAAUACUCCAAGACAGAUGUCCAUUUACCUGAACUAAACUAUAAUCAUCUCCCCGAACUAAGAGCCUUGGAAGGCCUAGCUCGAAAUCCCAGGCUAGUAAAGAAAGAGAACAAAAUUCUUUCAGAAUCUCGAAUUCCUUCUCUGGCUGCUGUUGACUUGCACACCCCGACUAUUGCAUUACAUCAGGCAUCAGGAGCUCCCCUAUCGGAUGAUUUGGAGCCUGAUUUGCCUCAAAUGGAACACCAGCACUGAGGAUCAUUUUGGUUCUGAACUGGAUGCUGCUCUAGCAUUUGAGAUGACGUCCUCUUGCAAUAAGAAUGCUGAUAUCCUAAGAGGAUAGAUUUGUGGUUUUGACUGUUUCCUUCUGAACUACCUGCGUUUUCUGAGAAAGGCUUUGCAGAGAAAGGAAAGACAAAGACUUCCAAAUAUGAAGAUCGAACAAGUGCCCUCCCCAACUGUUACCCUGUCACCUUUCAAGUCCACUGAUGCUAUUUCAAGAUAUAGCUGAUGAAAGAAUAGUGUUAUAGUUCUUGUUACAUGAAUGUGUAUUUACUGUUAGUAGAUUGUAUAUUUAAAGUUAAAGAUUAAAAGUAUGUAAAAAAGAGACAGAGAAACAUUAUAAAAGGUCAUGUAUUCAUGCACUGAACUUUGUAUGUUAUCUGUAUAAAUGUGUACAUUUAUUUAGGAGUGGGUUCAGUGAGGUAGGUGAUAAAAACUAGGAUCAGUUGAAGCAAAUGAAAAAAACUAGGAUCAGCAAGAGAAAAUGUUUCCUUUAACCUACCUAUAAAAACACACUUAAAAAUCUUACUUGUUUCUAGGCAUUAAGGGGAUAUGUAACUGUUGUCCAUGGAUAGAGAUGUGUAUCCUUGGUUUCUGUGAUUAUGGUUGAUGUUUGAUCAUUGUAUUAUGGUAAUCUGGCCUCUCUGCUGAUCUUCUAAGAACCACACUAAUGCAAAUCUAGCAGUAAAACCUUUUAUUUCUAAUGACUUACUACAACUCUGGCAAUGGAUAGUUCUGUGUAUUGUAAGAUUCUGGUGCUAUUGUUCCUGUGUGAAGGAAUAUAAUUGGAACAAGAGUGGAGAAGGAGAUUUUUAGGUAUAUUGCGGAGUUGAGUACUGUGCCUCUCAUUGAAAAAAGAGGUAUCCAUACAAAAUUAGGCAAUGGAAAACAGGGUUACCUUUUAAUCAGAACCGAUUACUGUGGUUCCAAUUGCUACUGAACCACCCAACUGAAGAGACUUUAGGGAGGGAAUGUUCAUUAUUAGGGACUACACUCUUGUCCACUGGUAGUUUGAGAUUGAUAUUAGAACUCAGAGCAAUUCUUGUCUUCUUGUUACCUCAAACACUUAGGCCUUCCCCAAAACUUUUCACUAAGUUGCAAAGUCAUUUACUCAACAUUCCAUACAUCUUUUCUAAUGCAUGGGUCCAAAACUUUUUAGGUGGGAGGGAUAAACCAGUUUGGCUCCAGGUUCUUGGAGUCUGGGUUUUUAGCCAUGCUCUGCACUUAUCAUUUUAGAGAAUGGUUUUUAAGGGAACCAGAAUUUGGGGGUUUUGUCCUAACCAAUUAACAGUGUGUUGUUUUUUCCCCAAAGACAUUGAGUAGAACUUAGCCCAAGAAUUUAACUAGAACUUUUCUUUAUUACUGUGAGCUCAAUAUUGAAAUUCUGACCUUAGACACUAAGCCUCAAAAGAGUAGGACAUUCAGGAGGAGGCAAAUAAGGGAUUUCAAUAUACAAGUCCAUAGAUGGUGGUUAAAUUAAAAUUUGAUCUUGAUUUAAAAGCUCUAUCUUUAGCCUCCGACUAGAUGUUUCAUAAGGUUAGUAUAGCUGACAUGCUGGAAAAAAUUAGUGAAUUGGCAUUAAUAGGCUUCACAUUAAAAUGUUAUUAUUUUGUUUUUACUUUAAAGAAUAUUGCCAAAAGACAAUGGAAAGCAGAAAGCAGCAUGGAAAGCAGAUAAUACUUAAAGUCAAAUGCCACUCCAGCUCAUUUAAAUGCUAUUUUUAUUUAAGAUCAGUGUGAAAAUAUCAGCUCCAUGUUUGAGGUCCUAGGAUCAAUUACUUUCAAAUUUCUGUACUUGCUCUUAUUAUCUUUUGUCUAUUAAAACACCUUGUGAGCUUUAGAAUUAAGAAACUAAAAAUUAUUUACUAGUAGUUCAAGUUGAGACUUGAGAAUCAUAUCUGGUUAGAACCUUGGCAGAACUACCAGGAAAAGAUUUACAAAUCGAGGUUGAAGAUACUGAACCAAAAUAAUCUUUUUUUUCAGCUUAAGGUGAGUCCGUCUUUACAAGUAUAUGAUUUAGUCACAUACUAAUAGGGAAUAUGUGUGGGUGGCAAUGGGUUUUCUGUGUGUAUGUAUACUUUACAAUUAAUAAAUAUCUUACCAAGCUCCAUAGAUGGUUUUAAUUUAUAGGCUAUAAAUAAUGCAUCCGCCACUGUAUGGUAUGUAACAUAUAAGUUUGCAAUAAUUUGUUAAUUCUUUUCUUGGGAAACUUGAUGUGGUGGGGGCAAUUUAAUUUUCUUUGUGUAGUUGGUGAUAGAAGUAGCAUGGUCAUAACAUGUCUUGUAAAGACUGACUGGUGAAAGUUGUGACAGACCUAGGCUUAGGACCUGGUUCCCCUGAUUGGGAAUCCCUUGCUUGGUUAGAGCAUCUGACUUCCCACUGAAAUGGGAAGGAACAUGGAUGCAUUUUCUUAUGUGACUCUCUCUAUUGGUUCCCUUAUCUCAGUUGUGCUACCAUAUAGGUCUGGAUCUGUACUAAGCUGUGAGUCAGACUAGACCUAAAAAUGUGAUUGACUUUCUAAGCCCUCCUUGGUAUGACGUAACCACAGGCAGGGAGUUAGAAAGGCACCAGAGCACUGCUUCUAGGGGUGUAGGCUAGUUUUAGUGAAUUGAACUAAAUGGAGUUUUCUUUAUUGUUUUGCAUUAAGUGUUUAUGCAUUAGAAAUAAGUGCUUAAUGCUCUGUGUGAAUAAAAAUUAUGUUCUCACA
Molecule: messenger RNA, 4991 nt
Organism: Microcebus murinus (gray mouse lemur)
Lineage: Eukaryota; Metazoa; Chordata; Mammalia; Primates; Cheirogaleidae
Gene: CDKL2
Product: cyclin dependent kinase like 2
Biological process (GO): protein phosphorylation
Cellular component (GO): nucleus
Molecular function (GO): ATP binding; protein serine/threonine kinase activity
Source: RefSeq, a predicted model, not a curated record